Molecule: messenger RNA, 3451 nt
Organism: Corticium candelabrum
Lineage: Eukaryota; Metazoa; Porifera; Homoscleromorpha; Homosclerophorida; Plakinidae
Product: asparagine synthetase [glutamine-hydrolyzing]-like
Exons: 9
Coding region: 116-3331 (1071 amino acids)
Cellular component (GO): cytosol
Molecular function (GO): asparagine synthase (glutamine-hydrolyzing) activity
Source: RefSeq, a predicted model, not a curated record
CAUUAGCUUGUCACAUGCAUUCCACGCCUUUUGGAACCACGUUGCAUGACAAAAGCUCGUGCCUUCAACUUCGAGUUGUGAGUGUUCACGCGUAGUUAUCCACGAGCCAUCAAACAUGUGUGGUAUAUGGGCCAUCUUCGGUGCCAAACAAGACGUCAAACAACUGUGUGCCAAUUGCACUAAAGUCGCCCAUCGAGGACCGGAUGCUUGGCGCAUCGAAUCAAUUCGCGCUCUAGACAAUGCCUGUCUCGGUUUUCAACGUUUGGCCGUCAUUGAUCCAACGUAUGGGAUGCAGCCAAUGAACCUUAGAACCUACCCUCAUCUCUGGCUCAUCUACAAUGGCGAAAUCUACAACUAUCGGAAGCUGCAAGAAGAGUUUGGCUAUAAAUAUGAGACGUGUUGUGAUGGUGAAGCUAUUAUUCAUUCUUACGCACGAUUUGGAGCAGAGAAGACGGCAGAAAUGCUGGAUGGUGUGUUUGCCUUUAUUAUUGUGGACACGAAAGAGAAACAAGUUCAUUUGGGGAGAGAUGUAUUUGGAGUUCGUCCCAUGUUCACUUUCUUUGACAACGGCACUUUGGGUGUUUGCUCAGAAGCAAAGGGUCUUCUCAAUGUGCCACGCACGGAUGGUGUACUAGUUCAGCCAUUCAAGCCAGGUCAUGUCCAGUCAUUGGCUAUUAGCACAGAUGGGCAAGUUAUGUGGUCAGAGAGCUACCCAGUUGUCACCGUUGGUGGUUCUGACUUUAGCAGUGUUGCUUGUCUGGUUCCUGACGAUGUCUACUCUAACAUCAGGAUGAUGUUGAAAGAAGCUGUCAAGAAGAGAUUGAUUGCUGAUCGUCGUAUCGGCUGUUUUUUGUCUGGUGGUUUGGACUCUAGUCUCGUUUGUGCACUUCUUGCUGAAUGCAUGAAAGAAGAAGGAAUCAAGUACCCUCUUCAAACAUUUUCAAUUGGAAUGGAAGGUAGUCCUGAUGUCGAAGCUGCUCGCGUUAUGUCAGCUUAUCUCAAUACAGAACAUCACGAAGUCAAGUUUACUCAGGAAGAAGGAAUGCAAGCUAUUCGUGAGGUCAUCUACCAUUUAGAAAGUUAUGAUAUCACAACUAUUCGAGCCUCAGUGGGCAUGCACCUUGUUUCUAAAUAUGUGAAAGAAAAGACUGACACAACAGUCGUUUUUUCAGGAGAAGGGUCUGAUGAGUUAUGCCAAGGCUACAUCUACUUUCACAAGGCUCCCUCACCAGAUGAAGCUGACCUGGAGUCUCGUAGAUUACUGCAAGAUCUAUAUUUGUAUGAUAAUCUUCGUGCAGAUAGAACAACAGCUGCUCAUGGGUUGGAACUUCGUGUCCCAUUCCUUGAUAAGUUCUUUACAUCCUAUUUUCUUUCUUUGCCCUGCAAGAUGCGACAGCCAACAAAUGGUGUGGAAAAGCAUCUUCUUAGGAGUGCAUUUAGUGGAACUGGCUUGCUACCUGAUCAAAUCUUGUGGAGGCCUAAAGAAGCAUUUAGUGACGGAGUUUCAUCAAAGGAAAAGUCAUGGUACAAACUACUGCAAGAUGACUUAAAUGAGAAGAUAUCUGAUAAUGCUCUGGCAGAAGUAUCAUCAUGUUUCAAGACGGGAGUGGUACCCACAUCAAAAGAAGCUUAUUAUUUUCGUACUCUGUUUGAUGAAAUCACAUCGGAAGUAGGUCUCUCAAUCAUGUGUGGUAUAUGGGCUAUUUUCGGUGCCAAACAAGACGUCAAACAACUUUCCACCAAUUGUGCUAAAGUCGCCCAUCGAGGACCAGACGCUUGGCGCAUCGAAUCAAUUCUCACUCUGAACAAUGCCUGUCUCGGUUUUCAUCGUUUGGCCAUCAUUGAUUCUCUGUAUGGGAUGCAACCGAUGAACAUCAGAGCUUAUCCUCAUCUCUGGCUCAUCUACAAUGGAGAAAUCUAUAACUAUCAGAAUCUGCAAGAAGAGUUUGGCUAUAAGUAUGAGACAAGUUGUGAUGGUGAAGCCAUUAUUCAUUCCUACGCAAGAGUUGGAGUCCAACAGAUGACAGACAUGCUUGAUGGUGUGUUUGCUUUUGUUAUUGUGGAUACAAAAGAGAGACAGGUCCACUUGGGAAGAGAUGUGUUUGGAGUUCGUCCCAUGUUUACUUUUUUUGACAAUGGUACUUUGGGUGUUUGCUCAGAAGCAAAGGGUCUUCUCAGUGUGCCACGUACAGAUGGUGUACUUGUCCAGCAGUUCAAGCCAGGUCAUGUCCAAUCAUUAGCUAUUAACACAGAUGGAUUGCUUUUGUGGUCAGAGAGCUACCCAGUUGUAACUGUUGGUGGUUCUGACUUCAACAGUGGUGUUUGUCUGGUUCCUGAUGAUGUCUACUCUAACAUCAGGAUGAUGUUGAAGGAAGCUGUCAAGAAGAGAUUGAUUUCUGACCGUCGUAUCGGCUGUUUUUUGUCUGGUGGUUUGGACUCUAGUCUCGUUUGUGCACUUCUUGCUGAAUGCAUGAAAGAAGAAAGAAUUGAGUACCCUCUUCAAACAUUUUCAAUUGGAAUGGAAGGUAGUCCUGACGUUGAAGCUGCUCGCAUCUUGUCAGCUUAUCUCAAUACGGAACAUCAUGAAGUCAAGUUUAACUGGGAAGAAGGCAUGCAAGUUAUUCGUGAGGUCAUCUACCAUUUAGAAAGUUAUGAUACUAUCACUAUCCGUGGCUCUAUACCUAUGUACCUUUUAUCUAAAUAUGUGAAAGAAAAGACUGACACAAUAGUUAUGUUUUCAGGAGAAGGGUCUGAUGAACUCUGCCAAGGUUAUCUUUACUUUCACAAAGCUCCCUCACCAGAUGAAGCUGACCUAGAGUCUCAUAGUUUACUAAAUGAGCUCUAUUUGUAUGAUGUUCUUCGUGCAGAUAGAAUGACAGCUGCCCAUGGGUUAGAGCUUCGUGUCCCAUUUCUUGAUAAAUAUUUUUCAUCCUAUUAUCUUUCUCUGCCAUGCGAGAUGCGACAACCAACAAAUGGUGUAGAAAAGUAUCUUUUGAGAAGUGCAUUUAGUGGAACUGGUUUGCUACCUGAUCAAAUCCUACGGAGGCAAAAGGAAGGAUUUAGUGAUGGAGUUUUAGCAAAGGAGAAUUCAUGGUACAAACUACUGCAAAGUGAAUUAAACAAAAAGAUAUCUGAUGAUGCUCUAGCAGCAGCAGCAUCACGAUUCACGACUGGAUUGGUUCCUACAUCAAGAGAACCCUAUUAUACCCGUGAAGUGUUUGAUGAAUUGUUUCCUGGACACGCUCAUUUUACUCCAUACUACUGGAUGCCGAAGUGGUUAAAAGACGUUACUGAACCAUCAGCACGUGUUCUUUCCUUUUACAAGUCAUAAAGUACAUGUGGACAAAGUACAUAUGAACUUGAAAUACAAAAAAUUCUUAAUUACAUAGUGCUGUAUGUCAGUGAAGUGUGUGCAUGUGUGCGUGCGUGUGUGUGUGUGUGUGUGUGUGUG